Messenger RNA from Paramuricea clavata, 9264 nucleotides. The record is from the annotation of a GenBank genome assembly. Lineage: Eukaryota; Metazoa; Cnidaria; Anthozoa; Malacalcyonacea; Plexauridae.
UCGAGAGGGUAAACUAUGAUAGGGAUUCAUAGCUGUCUGAGCAAUUGACAUCGACCGAAUCCGCUUCUGCUCGAAAUAUAUAUAGGCACCCAAAAUCCACAAUUUGGGACCAAAGUAAGCCAAAUGUAACCGGGUACCGUUUCAUUGACAUGGAAUUGCUUGGUUAACUUUUUACUCAGAUGGUUUGUAAAGAGUGUGGAAAUUGAUGCCUUGUCUUAGAGGAUGAACCACGUGAGAGAAAAAAGGCAGUGCUUCUCAUCUUCGAGUACGAUGUAAAGAUUGUGGAUGGGUUUAUACCUUUUAUACUUCAAAAAAAGGUUCAACAUUCUUUUGACAUCAACAGAAGAUUUGUUUAUGCUAUGAGAAGUAUUGGACAAGGACAUGCAUCGAUGAAACGCUUUUGCUCAUACAUGAACAUGCCACCACCAUUACAUUAUAAAGCAUACAAUGCUAGUAAUGCUGCCUUGUCAAAAACUGCGACACUGUGGCUAUGAAAACUGUUGAAGAUGCUGCUAAUGAAUUACAUGAAGUUAAUUGUAACUGAAUACUUAUAAAGUGUGGUGUUUCGUGUGAUGGAACCUGGCAGCAAUGCGGGUAUUCUUCAUUAAACGGUUGUGUUACAACCUUGUCGAUAAACACUGGUAAAUGUUUAGACAUUGAAAUAGUGACAAAAGUUUGCCGUGGGUGUCAAAGGAUUGACAAACAAACAGAUGCUUUAAAGAAAGCUGAUAUGCUGGAUAGAAAUCAGUGCAAGGCGAACUAUCAAGGAUCAGCGCCAUCUAUGGAAACAGAAGGGAUCAAGAGGAUAUUUGGAAGGAGUGAGGAGACACGUACGCUGCAAUAUACAGAGUACUUUGGAGAUGGUGACAACAAAGCGUAUAAUGAAAUAUAUUUGCAAGAAAUUAUCAUUCAUCAAUCAUCAAAUCAAAAAAUGUUUGCUAUUUCGCUGUCGUCAUGCAGUCGUUAUAAUGCAAACUUUAAAUUGGACCAAUCAGUGUCCGCUAUUCAUGACAGUCCGCCAUAUUUUUGAGAUCAGUGAGGAUGAUCACCCACCGAAACUUUGUUGGUGACCCACGCGCGCGAAAGCGCGCUAUCAUUGAUGAACUUUAAACUUCGCUAAUGCUUUCGUUUCCCCGGGUGUAAAUCACCUGGCGGAAUUAGUACCCCCCCCCCCCGGGGUUACGCCUGGAACGGCGCUCGGCGCCGUUGGCUUGGGGAUAAACAAAAGCUGUAUACGGCAAACGACACACAAGCCUACCCAACCUCGUUCCCAGGGCUUUUCCCUUCUUGUCAUUGGGAAGGCUGGAAAAGGCCCUGGCACCGGCCGGUCUUCUAUGUAUUCUGAUUGGUCAAUGACAAGUGCAUUAUUAUGCAAAUAAUGCAAUCUUGGAUUAAUUUAUUCAAACUUCGGGAUAAAUUAACAUUUUCACGCAAGGAGUGUCCAUAAUAUUACUAUUUACUUUGUCCGUCUAAGAAAUAUUUUUGGCAAAAUCUGUGGCAAAAUGGUUAAAUUCGAUAAGAUUUAUACACAAUUUGUCGAAGGUUAGUAUGACUGUUUGUUUUAAACUGUGAGAGAAGAUUAAUUGUGUGCUAGAAUACACCUCUGAGGUUCUGACCGAGUAUUUAGGGCAAAAUUUGCCUUCAUUGAAUCAUUGGCUUCGUAUUAAUGUUUAUAUUUAUAAAACUAAAGUCUGGGUUUAUAAACUGAAACAUGACCUUUAUUUUUUGAUAUUUUUCAUAGUCGAGUUUAAAUUGGCCUAUUAAAUUUAUAGUUAGUUACCACAUGCGACGAUAUUUAAUUUUGUUAUAUCAUAUAUGCAACAGUGUUUACAACUUUUGAAUAAUAUGUGAUUUGUUUUUGUUUCAGAUACUAUUACAUGUUUCAUUUUACCAUAAAUUGUGUCAAAAAAAUGAUUUGCUCAUUUGGCUGAUGUUACAGUUUUCUGAUGUGUUUUGUUUUGAUGAUAUUAGAACAAUUUCAAUAUGAAAGUGCAGGUGUCUUUAGACAUGAGCCAUAAUGUAUAUAUAUAUAUAUAUAUAUAUAUAUAUAUAUAUAUAUAUAUAUAUAUAUAUAUAUAUAUAUAUAUAUAUAUAUAUAUAUAUCAAAAUACUGAUAAAAUCCAUUUCCAGCUUGAUUGUAUUUGCAUUGUUGCAGACAAAGUUGUGCAAUGGUGGGCUUAUGUCACAUACUCGUAUGUAAUUCCAUGUGCAUGCUUGUACUUUGAUGCCUCAAGAAAUGCUUCGAAUGUGUAAUAAAGGGCUGUUCACAGGAGUUGGGCUGUCUGGUGCUGGGUCAGGGUCAAACUCAUGUGAACAGCUUCUAAGUCCUAAUUAUAUUGAUAAUUGUACACUUUGGGAUGGUAAUUGCAAUUUGUAAAAUAUUCCACAUUUUAUUUAAUAAAAUUUAAUUAUAUACAUUGUUUUUUGUUUAUAUUAACACCUUGGACAGUGUAUAUUUACACCUUUGGACCCUGUAAAUAUACACUUUUAGGGGGUGUACGCAUUCUAAGCCAAAGACGUUGAAGAACAAUUAUCAAGGAAUUUGCAUGAUAAAAAAUAUUUAAAACUGCUCUCCAUAUACAUGUAAUGCAUGGUUCAAUUCUUGCUUCUACCAAGUAAAUCCAGGGAUUUUCAAUGUCCCCCUCCUCCCAUAGAAUUCACUUGAAGUGACUGGGGCAAGGUAGCUAUAAGUAUAAGUAGGUAUAAAAAAAUCAAUUAAAAUUUACAAAUAGAGCUUUUUGAAUAUAGACCAUUGCAAACAUUUUUUUAAUUUGUUUAACCCUUUAUAGUGGCAAUGUGCCCUACUUAAUUAGUAUAUUACUCCGUCUGGUGCCAGACAAUUUUACUCAAGGGCAGAAUGUAGACUUGCCACAAGUCGACCUCGAACGAAACGUCGGCUCACGCUUGCUGCUUGCGUUUCGUUCGAGGUCAACUUGUGGCAGAAUGCUGCCACUCAAUGAGUCAUAUAUUCUCAGAACAGUUACCAUCAACUUAAAUCUAUUGUGCUGGCAAAAUUGCCUUGGAGGGGGGCAUUGAUUUGUUGAGUCUUUUUUUUUGGGGGGGGUGAGUGUGGUAAAAAACAAUAUUAUAGCAACUGGUUUCAGAAUAGGAAGAAUUGUUGUAAUAGAGGCAAUAUAAUUCUAAGACAAAUCAUCCAAAGGAAGCAAUCAUUCUAGCUCUUAUAGUGUAUGUUGCAACAGGGAUGGAUUUACUGGGGGGUGUGCACCCCCUAUCCCUGGCCAGAGGGGGUGCUAUUUUUCAUGAUAAUUAAAGCAAAAAAUUAUUAGAGGCAAAAUGAGAUGCAGUAAUUUGAGUAAUAACAUGAUGAGUGAGCUGUGAACAACAAUUACAAUUCAAAUACAGUAGUAAAGCAAGACUUUGCAGUAGUGAAGCAAGUUGAUGGGCAGGUGGCACACAUGACCAACACGACUCGGCACCAGAGCUGGCAGAGCACCCCCCCCCCACCAGAUCUUGCUGGGGAUAUCCCUGUCAGUUGCAAAAUGUAUUUUCUUCAUAGCCAGGCAUUCACAUGAAUGAAGAUUAGAAUUGCAUCAUGUUAUAUAGUCUUAAAUAUUUAGGAGGGUUCUCCAUUAUUAAAUUAAGAGAUUAAAAAAGGGGUCCCAUGACAUUUUGACAUAAGAAUCUCCCACCCACCCUAGGGUAUAAUGAAUGGUCACUUAAAGUACAUGCCAUCUUCUAACUGGUUGGGCACCUUGCUCCUUUUGUGGUGGAAAAUCUAUUCCCUACCUUCAUGCCCUGGGACAAAAUAUUCAAAUCUAAUCAACUCUCCACCCUGAUAAUGUGCAGAUGGUAAAAGCAAGAAUUGAAGCAAGCAAGCUUUACUGGAGUACAUACUAUUAUUAGGAAACAUCAAUUCGCACAUGUUAAUUUGCCAGUCAUGAUUUUAAAUGUAAUAUUUCUUAUCUCAUAUAGAAUUCUUAAGGUCUUGUUUACAUUUUACUGGAAGCAAACUAAGAUGCAUAUCCAAUAUUUGGGUCAUAUCAUUCAUAUGUCAGUUUUGCAACUUGCCAGCUUCAACAGCAUUUAGCUGCAAGGAAAACGUAAACAAGGAAAGGGCACAUAGCUCUUCAUCUGUGUUUAAAAUAUCAAUGAAUAAAUAUUCCAACCAUUGACACUUUAUAAUAUAAUGCACCUAUCAAUGUUAAGCCCCAGAGGGGGGGUCGGGCAUAGGCGGGGAAUUUGGUUUUUUGAGCAAAUUUUCAAUCAAAUGCCCCACCGUCGGGCAAUAUUUAUUGGUCAAAUACCCCACCAUUUUGCAAUAAAUACUAUAUUAAUAAAAGUCAUUCGGUUCAAAAUGCCCCAACUUGGAGCCAAAAUGCUAAUCAAAAUCCCCAGGGUGGGGUUGCAAUUGAUAAUCAAAUACCCCACAUAUGGGGGUUAACAUUGAUAGGUGAAUAAGUGACAUUCAACAAUAGAUCAAUAACAUAUACAGUACAUUUCUUUGAAUCACUGUAUAAAAUAUUCCUCAUAAACUCGCUCCAAUCGUCGCACAGCAGAGUCUUUGGAAGGGUAAAACCAAGUUUAACAUCCCCAGUUCAAAACACGUUCCGUGUCCUCUUAAGCAAGCCUGUCCAGCUGGAGAACAUCUGUCGUAAUACUAUAAUAAUUUUGGCUGUUAAUUUUGUUUAGCGAACGAACGAUAUUUACCAAACCCAGUUGAAAGAACAGCAACUACAUAGUUCCCAUGUAAUAAAAGCUGAAGAAUUUGAUUUCGAGUACGUCGGUAGCAAAAUGAAGAAAAAAUUUCAAAGACUAAACGCAUUUUUAAGCCGCUCUAAGCACUUAAAUUUUGUGGACACUCUUACGUUGGCGGCCAUCUUUGAUUUUCUAAUCAUUAUUAUUAUAAUUUAUUACACCCACUAUAUCUGGGUGUUGAAAGUCAUGUGACCGGCCGGUGCCAGGGCCUUUUCCCUCCUGUUGUGAAGUGAUUAUGGGAGAACAUUGUUUUGUCUUCUGGGGUUGACAGUUCAUCUGCAACUCCAAAACUGUGCUUGGAAGAUAUUGUUAAAACUCUACUUAUAGGUUAGAUCUUUUUCAUAUGUACUUUAAAGUACAAAAUAAAAGAGAAGCAAAAAGAUCAAAGGCAAAGCGUUCAGAAAGGACGUGAAUAGGAAGUAACUGUUCCUGUAAAUAGUAUCUGUAAAUAUCCCUAAGAUAUUUACAGAUAUAUUAAACAAUAACAACAGUGUAUAUUUCUCUAAUUAUCUUCCUACCAUGUAUAAUUAUGUCUUAUUGACUUUUUUUUUGGAAAAUGACAUUAUUUUACCAAAGCUUUUGAUCUGUUAUCUGGCAUUUUAAAUAAAGAAAUGUUCGUCUUCUCCCAAUGCUAAAUUAGCCGGAAAAAGCGCAGUUUGCACCGGGCAUUGCUGAAAAUUAAUACAUAAUGGAAAAUAUAAAGAUACACUCAAUAAAGUACUUCUCAAGACUGUUACGUUGUGUAAACUUUGUCGCGACUGUGGCAAUACAUUGAUAUCUGAUUCUCAUCGUGUUCGCAGCUGUUAUCAUUCACAAUAACAUCUUAACUGAUCCAUGUUUCAAGUUUAAAUGAAGUUUUAAAUUUGUAAUAUUUUAGAUCUCUUCGAAUUGUUCUCCAAAAGCAAAAAUGCGAUUUGUGCGAGAUAUUUUUACCCCUCCACUUCGGCUUUAUUUUACACACUCAUGUGUUUCAGAUAAUGAUAUUUGCAUCUCAACGUACCUAACACGAACCAUCACAAACAUAUGCUUUGAAUUAACUUCGGAAAACGACAUUUUAUCUGGAAAUAUGAUCCACUCAUAUAGAAAAAUAUACAAUGUUUUGAAACGGCAUACCGUUUUCUUGUCACGUGACGCAAAUAAAUUGAGAACAAUGACACUAAUAUUCUGUGACGUCAGCAGCUAGCCCAACCAUCUUAGUCUAUAAAUUGUGAUUUGAUUUAAAGAACGAUUUUCAAGACGUAUGUUACCUUUAAUGAUCCAAAGGAUACAUGCUCAAAUAUUUUAAAGAGGAAACGUCAAAAACUCAGGUAUACAUAAGAAAUUAGAAAUUGUAUUAAUACAAUUAGUUAAUAAUCAGCAAGUUUUAAAGUUUAUUCUGAACUUAGACUCUUAGUGUGUUCUUUACCAGCUCCCUGCAAUAUUUAUCAUUUAUAGACCCUCCGCUCGGGAAUUCGGCGAUAUUUCCCUCAGUGAUGAUAUUUUCCUCGGGGCAAAGCCCCUCGGAAUAUAUCAUCACUUCGGGAAAUAUUACGCCGAAUCCCCAUCGCUCCGGGUCUAUAAAUGAUAAAUAUUGCAGGGAGCUGGUAAUGUUUUACAAUUAUUUUUCGUAGCCCCCUCCCCCUUCAUGCCCCUAUCUUUUUGAUAACUCCCCCUUGGUAGUUCAUAAAUGUUUCGUGGCCCCUCCAAAUAUCAAUCUUUCGCCACCUCCCCUCGCCCGACAUUAAUAAUGACUGCUCCCGAAAGUAGAUCAUCUGAUGGAACUUUUUGUUACAAAUCUUUCAACUUUUAUAGUUAAGAAGGAGAAAGGGAAAAGAAAAUCCUCAAACUAUGUUCUAUGUGGACUGGAAUGUUGAGGUACUUUCAAAAUCAACAAAUGUUCACAAUGACUUCCUAGUGGAUCGAACACAUAUCCGCCUUUAACAAUUUUUGAGCGAAAAAAUCUGCGCAAAAACGUAAAAUUAUUUGACAUGUAUAAAAUGAACGUCGGGAAAACUAUGUUUUUUAUGCUCAUGUAUUCGCCCACUUAAAAGCGAAAAAAUUACCGCUUAAACACAUAUUGUAAAAUGAAUGUUUUCCCAUUUCAGUAAAAGGUUUAAUCUACAGCCGUGAAAAGAGUCACGAAUAUAUUCUCUAUCCAUUCAUUGAUGUAAUGCAUUUUUCACUGAUGUAAACACUGGUUUCAAGCAUAUUAUGUGAAAUAUACAGUGAAGCGACCAGAAAAAUACAAAAUAUAAAAAUAGCAUUAUAUACCUUUUUCGUUGUCCUUUUAAUAGAAAAAAACGCUGAUUAAAUCAAAACAGAUUCAUUUGUAUAUGUUGUUGAUCGGAACUGAACAUGAACCUGUUGUUGUCAGACAGGUAACCAAUUUGUGCAGUGAUAAACGGUAUUUGUGCUGUGAUAAAUUAGUUUUUGUGCGGUGAUAAAAUGCGAUAUUGUUCAGUAUUAGAAAUUUGCGACAAAAUGGCCACUGCUUGUAUAGCAAAUUGGAUAUAAUCUACAUACAAUGGCUUUCAGUUAUUACUUGCAAUAUAUGACAAGAUGAAAACAUUUAACUUCUAAAUUAUUGCAGUCUGAGAGCGCGGCUACUAUUUGCCGACCUCAUGAUCGAUAAAGCAUUCGUUUACUAAUUUUUCUGUGGCAUAUUUAUUCCAAUCCGGUAUCUCUCCUAGCGGCCAAGUCGUGUUCAAGAAAAUCACUUUUAUGUCAUCUUCGUAGGCCCUAUGGUUAAAGUGCUCCGAGCGAUUUUGUUCUGAGAUUUUUGACGCUGUUUGGUGACACAAUCAACAGUUUUUAGAUUAAUCUAUUUUACGAGUGUGAAAGACUAGAUCUUGUGCAAUAUUGCUUGGUGUUUUGCAUGCGAUUCAAACAAUAUGUGAAAAUUUGUAUGUUUUUGCAUGAAAUAGAUUAUGCAGAUUUUGGCUCAUUAGCUGUGAUUUUGGCUCAUUUUCCUGCAUAUAAUUAGUGACAUGCAUGCAUGGGGUAAAUUUUAAGAACGUUUUCUAAAAUGUCUCUAAAUUUAUAUAAAUUUUAUCAUUUUUUUCGCUUUUGUGCAAUGAUAAAAUUUCUUUAGAAUAAUCCCUGUUGUCAGAAGCAAUUGAAUUUGUUAAAGUUAAAAUGCCAGACUUAGAACUUUUUAUUCCAAAGCUUCUCUGCUACCACAUUCAUGAAAAGGGCAUGUAAGUUUUUACUGAAACUGUACGUCUUUUUGUGUGUUUCUUGCCAGUUUUCUCGAUUUUUCGAAUGCGUGUUUUAUAAUCAUCUUUCAACUUUUUAAUUUUUGUCCGCCUCGCUUUAAAAAUACACAACUGCAAUGUUCUCAAAUUAGUUCGCAAGCAACACUGGAAUUUUUGUGAAUUUAAUUUUUACUUCUGAUAAAAAAUAAACACGUACGUUAUUUACCGGCAGCGUCGGUUCGGAUGAGAAAAACUGUGCGUUUGGCCGGUCUUGAAAACGUCCCUGGGCCUUCGGGUUCGGGCCGUUUCCAAGACCUCGGGCACAGCUUUUCUCAUCCGGACCUCGUAGCCAGUAAAUAACAUAUAUCUUUCUUGGGGUUAUGUAUACUUUAGUGAAAAAUGCCAGCAUGUAGGAUAGCAGGUAAAACUGAAUAAUUAAAAUGUCGCACAUACUUAUAGGACUUUUGCUGUCCGUGUCCACUGUUUUUUUAUGUCAACGUAGUCAUAAACCGUCUAGCCUGCGAACAGGCUCUCAAGGUGAAAUGAGAGCCUCCAUCGAUGACUACUGAAUUUGAAUAUCUGCGUCUCAAAUCGUGACGCGAAAUUCUCAUUGGUCAGAUGCUAUAAUUUAUAUGUUUCCGCUGAGCUCUACAUAAGUCAACUGCUGAAGCACUAUGCAUAAAAAAAACAUUAACUGAUCAAAUGGGUCUAGCUUGGCCAUCUUAUCUCAAAGCACGAAAUGUUCUGUUUUGAGAAAACAGUAUUUAAAACAUUUAAACUUUUGCUUGAAUAUCUUAUAUUUCGAAAAACAAAAUAAACUGUACGGUCUAAAUUUAGUUUGCACGGUCUAAAUUUAGUUUGCACGAAAGUUGUAAACAACACCAUAUAAGGAUAACAUUCCAUAUUUGGAAAAACGAACGUUACGGGGCAGAUACUCAGAUUCAUUAGUCAUCGAUGCAGGCUCUCACAUUACACGAAAAAUUGGAUUUACCACUAUAGGAAACACAGAGUAAACUUGUAGAUAAGCCGUAUAUUUGCUCGUAAAUGUGAGCAAAUGCGGCGUUAUCUCAAGUUUACUCUGUGUUUCCUAUAGUGGUAAAUCUAAUUUUUCGUGCAGUGUUAUUUCACCUUGAGAGCCUGUUCGCAGGCUGUAAUCCAUCAUAUUUCGCAAGAUUGAGACAAUUCGUUUUGAGGGGAAAAUUAUAUCUUUUAAAUUAAAUUAAAUUAAAGUAGACCUGCAUGCAUUGCUUUGUAGACACCAAAGUUGGCUAAAGAUGCAGAUAAGAAAGGCGAACAAGGGAUCAAUAGUAUUGAAAUAGUGGACGGUAAAUAUGGGAAUUAUUUUAUGCAAAAUAUUCGGCUAUUUCAACUUUAA